Lemur catta (Ring-tailed lemur) is the source of this 4365-nucleotide messenger RNA. It is a transcript of the gene ZER1, whose product is annotated as zyg-11 related cell cycle regulator. Gene Ontology annotation, molecular function: protein binding. The transcript is spliced from 16 exons. The record is from RefSeq and is a predicted model, not a curated record. The coding region runs from base 464 to 2764 and encodes 766 amino acids. NCBI's taxonomy places the organism in Eukaryota, Metazoa, Chordata, Mammalia, Primates, Lemuridae. Gene Ontology annotation, cellular component: Cul2-RING ubiquitin ligase complex.
GCUCCCGGGGUUUGUUGACAGCGGAGGCGGCGGCGGCUGCAAGCUCCGAGCUGUAGGAGCCGGAUCGGGGGAGGGGCCGGGCCCGGGAGCCAGCACCCGGCGACCCACAGCCCCGCCGGCAGCCCUAAGGGCGAGGUAACGGCCGCGGGGUCCGCGUCGCGACCCCCUCCCGCCCGGGGCCUCAGUCCCCGGAAUCCCAAGCUCCGCCCCGCCGACCCGGUCUCCCCCGGACCCCGGCCCUAGCCUGAGGAGAUCCCCAACCUCCUGAGGCGCUCUGGCCCCGGACUCUCCGGGGCUCCAUCCUCCGCUCUUCCUCGCCUACGAAGCAUCCUGUCCGCCUCCCAACGCAGAGGGCAGACCCAUCCCAGGGCUGUGGCUCUGCCAAUGAUCCUGUGAGUGUUGGGGAAUUACUGUUGCCCCUGGGGGCCCUUGUCCUGGAGUGGCCCACCUGCCUGCCCCCAGCAUGGCGUCCGACACUCCUGAGUCCCUGAUGGCCCUCUGUACUGACUUCUGCUUGCGCAACCUGGAUGGCACCCUGGGCUACCUGCUGGACAAGGAGACUCUGCGGCUACAUCCGGACAUCUUCUUGCCCAGCGAGAUCUGUGACCAGCUCGUCAAUGAGUAUGUGGAGCUGGUCAACGCCGCCUGCAACUUUGAGCCACAUGAGAGCUUCUUCAGCCUCUUCUCGGACCCCCGCAGCACCCGUCUCACCCGCAUCCACCUCCGGGAGGACCUGGUUCAGGACCAGGACCUGGAAGCCAUUCGAAAGCAGGACCUGGUGGAACUGUACCUGACCAACUGCGAGAAGCUGUCUGCCAAGAGCCUACAGACGCUGAGGAGCUUUAGCCACACCCUGGUGUCCUUAAGCCUCUUCGGCUGUGCCAACAUUUUCUAUGAGGAGGAGAACCCAGGGGGCUGUGAAGACGAGUGCCUCGUCAACCCCACCUGCCAGGUGCUGGUUAAGGACUUCACCUUCGAGGGUUUUAGCCGCCUCCGCUUCCUCAACUUGGGCCGCAUGAUUGAUGGGGUCCCUGUGGAGUCCCUGCUGCGGCCACUCAACUCGCUGGCUGCCUUGGACCUCUCAGGCAUUCAGACAAGCGAUGCUGCCUUCCUAACCCAGUGGAAAGACAGCCUGGUAUCCCUCGUGCUCUACAACAUGGACCUAUCGGAUGACCACAUCCGUGUCAUUGUCCAGCUGCACAAGCUGCGACACCUGGACAUAUCCCGAGACCGCCUCUCCAGCUACUACAAGUUCAAGCUGACUCGGAAGGUGCUGAGCCUCUUUGUGCAGAAGCUGGGGAACCUGAUGUCCUUGGACAUCUCUGGCCACAUGAUCCUGGAAAACUGCAGCAUCUCCAAGAUGGAAGAGGAAGCAGGGCAGACCAGCAUCGAACCUUCUAAGAGCAGCAUCAUGCCUUUCCGGGCUCUGAAAAGGCCACUGCAGUUCCUCGGGCUCUUCGAGACCUCCCUGUGCCGCCUCACGCACAUUCCGGCCUACAAAGUAAGUGGUGACAAAAAUGAAGAGCAGGUGCUGAAUGCCAUCGAGGCCUACACAGAGCACCGGCCUGAGAUCACUUCCCGGGCCAUCAACCUGCUUUUUGACAUCGCACGCAUCGAGCGCUGCAAUCAGCUGCUGCGGGCCCUGAAGCUGGUCAUCACGGCCCUCAAGUGCCAUAAGUAUGACAAGAACAUCCAAGUGACGGGCAGCGCUGCCCUCUUCUACCUGACCAAUUCCGAGUACCGCUCAGAGCAGAGCGUCAAGCUGCGCCGGCAGGUCAUCCAGGUGGUGCUGAAUGGCAUGGAAUCCUACCAGGAGGUGACGGUGCAGCGGAACUGCUGCCUGACCCUUUGCAACUUCAGCAUCCCCGAGGAGCUGGAAUUCCAGUACCGCCGGGUAAACGAGCUCCUGCUCAGCAUCCUCAACCCCACACGGCAGGAUGAAUCGAUCCAGCGCAUCGCUGUGCACCUGUGCAAUGCCCUGGUCUGCCAGGUGGACAACGACCACAAGGAGGCUGUGGGCAAGAUGGGCUUUGUUGUGACCAUGCUGAAGCUGAUUCAGAAGAAGCUUCUGGACAAGAUAUGUGACCAGGUGAUGGAGUUCUCGUGGAGCGCCCUGUGGAACAUCACGGAUGAGACGCCCGACAACUGCGAGAUGUUCCUCAACUUCAAUGGCAUGAAGCUCUUCCUGGACUGCCUGAAGGAAUUCCCAGAGAAGCAGGAACUGCAUCGGAAUAUGCUGGGACUUUUGGGAAAUGUAGCAGAGGUAAAGGAGCUGAGGCCUCAACUAAUGACUUCUCAAUUCAUCAGUGUCUUCAGCAACCUGCUAGAGAGCAAGGCUGACGGGAUCGAGGUUUCCUACAAUGCCUGUGGCGUCCUCUCCCACAUCAUGUUUGAUGGGCCUGAGGCCUGGGGUGUCUGUGAACCCCAGCGGGAGGAGGUGGAGGAGCGCAUGUGGGCAGCCAUCCAGAGCUGGGACAUCAACUCACGGAGAAAUAUCAAUUACAGGUCGUUUGAGCCAAUUCUCCGCCUCCUUCCCCAGGGCAUCUCUCCCGUCAGCCAGCACUGGGCAACCUGGGCCCUAUACAACCUCGUAUCUGUCUACCCGGACAAGUACUGCCCCCUGCUGAUCAAAGAAGGUGGGAUGCCCCUUCUGAGGGACAUGAUCAAGAUGGUGACCGCACGGCAGGAGACCAAGGAAAUGGCCCGCAAGGUGAUUGAGCACUGCAGUAACUUUAAGGAGGAGAACAUGGACACGUCCAGAUAGAGGCCUCCGCCCCACUGCUCUGGACCACAGGCCGGGAGGAAGGAGGCUUGAGCCGCCCAGCGGGCAGACCCCCUUCUGGGGCCUCCCAUGGGACAAAGAGACACAGGGGACUUUUGCACAACCGACGCUUUUCCUUAACAUUAGUGAGAUAUAUAUAUAUUAUAUAUAUAUAUUAUUUUUUUUGGUUAGGAAGUGUGAAGUUUUGUGUGUAUGAUUUCUGUACAAAAACAAAAGAAACACUCCCUGAGUCCUGCAGCUUCCUUGGCCAUUCUCGAACCCAACUCAAAGCCUUCAUCGCUGCCACACUCACUCCUACCCCAACCAGACUAAAGGCCUAUAAUUUUGUGAGUGUCCGGUCCUUUUCCAGUGAACUCAGGCCACGGCCUGGCUUCCUAUUACGAGAGGAGCAGGCCUUUCCCAGCCUACUCCGGCAUCCUGACCCCCAUCCCAGCCCGAGAGCCCCAUCUCAGCUCCUGGGCGUGGCUGAUGGGGUUUGGGGAUUAAAACUAACCCCACUGGGUCUCCCAAAUGCCUUGGUGCUCCCAGCUGUGGGCCAUCUGGGGCAAGAAAGCGAGCUGUUCCAGGCCUAGGUCCAGGCAGCCCUGCCCCAGAGACCUCAAGGAGCGGGGGUGCCCAGUGGCCCUGCUGCUCUCGGGCCAGGCCUGCCUGAGGCCACGCUGCUAUGGAGGCUGCCUCCUAGUCUCCCACCAGGUCCCAGGCUGUGGAAGGCCCCAGCCCAGGGGUGGUCAGAACUCAGCGGCAGAUUCCACUGCCCCUUCUGCCAAACACAUCCAGAACCUGUCCCCAGCUCUGGACGCCAGCACCUCCCGGGACCAGGGGCCUGCUGCCUCGCUCCAUGGCCCUCAUCUGCCCCCAAGCACCCGAGGUGCCCAGGCACUCCCACCAGCAGAACUGAGCCUGCCUCCCCCACCCCAGCCUGCCUGGCUGCCCUGAGGACCCCACACCUCUCUCAGAGGCAGGAGGUCCCCUCUCCAGUCUUGCACUCACAGCGGCCACAGCCAGCCACCUCCAGACCAGCACUUGGACUGCUCUGCAGUGGCCGCUCGGCCCUCCUUAGCCCCUCCCACCCUGCCCCAAGCUUUACCUUGGAAACCUGCGUGCUGUGUUUCAGAGAAGUGUGAGAGGCAGCUGUAUCCCUAAAUACCCUGUGCUUCUUUCUCGGUGUAACUCUGAAUUGCUUCACAUCCAACACACUUGCAGAAGCGUGGGCCUGGGGAGCAGAGCUGACCCUGGAGGCAGCCUUCAGGCAAUGGCUUUUUCUUCCCGCUUCCUUCCCUGGGCCUGUGUUUGUUCCCCUAGCAUUUCUGCUCCAGGUAGAACAGGCCAGGCGAGCAGCCCCCGGGGAGAAGCACCUGGCCUUUUCUCCUGGAGCUUCUCCCUCCUGGCCCGGGGACGAGGGCAGCAGCCCUGCAUCCCCCCAGCUUGGCCAGGUGGCCUGCGUCUGUCCUUCCCUUCCAUCCCAUGCUGGAGGCCCCAGCCAGACCCUGGGCAGAGCUCACAUCACAUCGCUUUACCACCUGGGGCCUGGGGAAAUGUCUGUACUUUGGGGAUGUCACAGAAAUACAUUUUUGUGCAAAGUG